This is a messenger RNA of Metarhizium brunneum ARSEF 3297, 1263 nucleotides long. RefSeq names its product Serine/threonine-protein kinase rio2 (gene rio2). Gene Ontology annotation, cellular component: preribosome, small subunit precursor; cytosol; nucleus. Gene Ontology annotation, molecular function: protein serine/threonine kinase activity; ATP binding. Gene Ontology annotation, biological process: maturation of SSU-rRNA; protein phosphorylation. Lineage: Eukaryota; Fungi; Ascomycota; Sordariomycetes; Hypocreales; Clavicipitaceae. The record is from RefSeq and is a predicted model, not a curated record.
AUGAAGCUAGACACUAGGGCUAUGAGGCAUUUGGCCUCGGAAGACUGGAGAGUUCUUACUGCCGUUGAAAUGGGCAGCAAAAAUCACGAAGUUGUGCCCACUCCAUUGAUAGAAAAGAUUGCCCGCUUGCGAGGUGGAGCUAGCGGUGUACGCAGGAGUAUAUCGGCACUCGCCAAAGUUGGCCUUAUCGCCAGAGUCAAGGAAGCCAAAUACGACGGCUACCGGUUAACCUACGGGGGUCUCGAUUAUCUCGCUCUGCACACCCACGCCAGCCGCAAAGAUCUUUAUAGUGUCGGAAACAGGAUCGGCGUUGGAAAAGAGAGUGAUAUCAUGGUUGUUGCGGACCAGACGGGCACACAGCGUGUUUUGAAAAUCCAUCGAUUGGGAAGAAUAUCCUUCCGAACCGUAAAAUCCAACCGCGAUUAUCUAAAGAAUCGGGCUUCAGGCUCAUGGAUGUAUCUUUCAAGACUAGCAGCCAUGAAAGAAUAUGCCUUCAUGAAAGCUUUACAUGAAGAAGGGUUUCCUGUUCCAGUUCCGCUGGCACAGUCUCGACAUACAAUUGUCAUGACACUGGUGGACGCUUUCCCACUGCGACAAAUUUCCGAUGUUCCGGACCCUGCAUCUCUUUACGCGGACUUGAUCGCUCUGAUUCUUCGCUUUGCCAAUCAUGGGUUGAUCCACGGGGAUUUCAACGAGUUCAACAUCUUAAUAAAGGAGGAGAAGACUGUGUCGGAAAGCGGCGAGGAAUCUUUGAAGCUUGAGCCGGUUGUCAUUGACUUCCCUCAGAUGGUGUCUACGGAGCACCAGAACGCUGAAAUGUACUUCGACAGAGAUGUUGAAUGUAUCAAAAGAUUCUUCUCAAGAAGAUUCCACUUUACCAGCACAACUCCGGGGCCCUUCUUCAAAGACUCGAAGAAGAAACUAGCCAAAGGUGGUUUUACAAGACUGGAUGCAACUGUAGAGGCGUCUGGCUUCACAAAGAAAAUGUUGAAGGAUCUUGAAACUGCAAUUAAAGAUCAGGUCACGAAGAGGGGAGAGGAUGGAGUUUCAGAGGAGUUUGACGACGACGACGACGACGAUGAUGAAGUUGGAUCUGAGGACGACGAUGACAAAAGUGGAGAUGACGAGAAAGACGACGGUGGCAUUUUGGGUCCGCAUAGUCAUGAGAGAACGCUGAGUACUGGCGCCAAAGUCGAUGACGAAUGGUCUGCUGCUGACGCCCAACCUCUACUUAAUGAGGAUCUGUCGAAGUUGACAGUAUAG